CAAUUCAUUUAUCUGCAGGAAUGAUUGCGACUAUCAGUCUAGAGCUCACCGCCUGACUGAGGAGGUGAAAGUUGCGCCACAGGAAGAUAAACCGCAAAAGACAAUAUUGCAUGUAUACAUGAUUUUGCGUGUGCAUCGGAUGAGCCGUAUAGGGGAAUUCCUCGCGUCUUAGAAAGUAAACAGAAAAUCGGUGGAUUUGAGAGUUUGCUCAGUCGAGUGAGGUCCAAGAGAUAGAGAGAGGGGGAGGAAGAAUAUCUGUGCGUGAUUUUUUGAUUUCUGCUCUCAGUCGUUUCGGCGAGUCUAGACUGAAGAUGCUCUUGGACGCAGGACCGCAGUAUCCCACCAUAGGAGUCACUACUUUCGGCUCCUCGCGGCAUCACUCAACAGGCGAAGUCACAGAGAGAGAAGUGGCGUUGGGGAUAAAUCCGUUCGCAGAUGGGAUGGGCGCCUUCAAAAUAAACCACAGCUCCCACGAUAUUGGCUCCGGACAAACGGCGUUUUCCUCCCAGGCGCCCGGGUAUGCAGCAGCCGCACUGGGACACCAUCACCACCCGACCCACGUUGGCUCUUACUCCACGGCGGCUUUCAACUCCACCAGGGACUUUCUCUUCAGAAAUCGGGGUUUCGGGGAUGCCACCGGGGCGCAGCACAGUUUGUUCGCCUCCGGAAGUUUCGCAGGGCCACAUGGACACUCAGAUGCAGCGGGGCACCUGCUCUUCCCAGGGCUCCACGAGCAAGCGGCGAGCCAUGCGUCUUCCAACGUGGUCAACAGUCAGAUGCGACUGGGCUUCUCGGGGGACAUGUACGGACGGGCCGACCAGUACGGCCAUGUUACAAGCCCGAGGUCCGACCACUAUGCUUCGACCCAGCUGCACGGCUAUGGCCCCAUGAACAUGAAUAUGGCCGCACACCACGGGGCAGGGGCCUUCUUUCGAUACAUGAGGCAGCCGAUCAAACAAGAGCUCAUCUGCAAGUGGAUCGAGCCGGAGCAGCUGACAAAUCCCAAAAAGUCGUGCAACAAAACUUUUAGCACGAUGCACGAGCUUGUGACCCAUCUGACGGUGGAGCAUGUGGGGGGACCAGAGCAGACCAACCACAUCUGCUUCUGGGAGGAAUGCGCCAGAGAAGGAAAGCCAUUCAAAGCCAAAUACAAACUUGUAAAUCAUAUCAGAGUACACACCGGAGAAAAGCCCUUUCCGUGUCCGUUCCCCGGCUGUGGCAAAGUAUUUGCUCGAUCGGAAAAUCUAAAAAUUCACAAAAGGACUCACACCGGUGAGAAGCCUUUUAAGUGUGAGUUUGAAGGCUGCGACAGGCGAUUUGCAAACAGCAGUGACCGCAAGAAACACAUGCACGUCCACACGUCGGACAAGCCCUAUCUCUGCAAAAUGUGCGACAAGUCAUACACACACCCCAGCUCCCUCCGAAAACACAUGAAGAAGGUCCACGAAUCCACCAAUCCAGCGCCGCAGCCAUCUCCAGCGGCCAGUUCAGGGUACGAGUCGUCCACACCUCCCACUAUAGUAUCACCGUCCACAGAGAACCAGAGCAGCAGCUCCAUAUCACCAGCAGCCUCAGCAGUACACCACACAACCAGCCACAGCACGCUGUCGUCAAAUUUCAAUGAAUGGUACGUGUAAAUAUUUUUGCAAAAAAAAAAAAAGAAAGAGGAAAAAAGACUGCAGAGUUAAAAAAAAACAAAACUGCUUGGAAUCAAAGA
This is a messenger RNA of Cottoperca gobio, 1717 nucleotides long. RefSeq names its product zic family member 1 (odd-paired homolog, Drosophila) (gene zic1). The transcript has 3 exons. Gene Ontology annotation, biological process: regulation of transcription by RNA polymerase II. Gene Ontology annotation, molecular function: DNA-binding transcription factor activity, RNA polymerase II-specific; RNA polymerase II cis-regulatory region sequence-specific DNA binding. The record is from RefSeq and is a predicted model, not a curated record. Gene Ontology annotation, cellular component: nucleus. Bases 312 to 1637 code for a protein of 441 amino acids. NCBI's taxonomy places the organism in Eukaryota, Metazoa, Chordata, Actinopteri, Perciformes, Bovichtidae.